AUGGCUCUCACGGCUACUAGUGUCUUUUUUACCGUCGCUGCCGGAACAUGUACAAUACUGUCUACUACUGCUGGCGCUACUGCAAUUGCUGUGACAGAAGCCUCGAACCCCCGCCUCAACGAAUGUCGUGAAAUUCUUCACGAGGCCAUGAAUAUAUUGGAUGCCUUAUUGAAGGAGAGCGACAUAGAUAUUUCCGACAGGCUCGUCCGCCAGCUCAGAUAUAGGCACGAGACGCUCACCGCUUCUGUUGGUCAUUUACAGAAGUAUUGUGCUAGAACACAUUUUUAUAACGCGGUGGCCAAGCUCACGAUCAUUUUCCAAACCCGUACUCUCCGCUCUAACUGCGUGGAACUGUGCGGUAGGGUCAAGAGCACAUCGGAUAUCGCAAGAAAUAAGCGCAUGGGCAACGGCAGUCUUCAGCUCCAUCGGACGUCAUCGAAUUACUCUCUGAUCACCAUUACUUCCCAUGACGGCGUACCUGUGGCCGUCGAAUCAGACCCCUCCGAUAUUCCACUCACUGUUCUUCGUGAGUUGGAGGCUAUGGACGCGUCUACAGCCGCCGCUGGCGAUACCACACUUGCCGUCGUAGCUGAGGAAGCAGCCGAGGGACAAACAGCAGACGAAGUCGACGUUACCGAUUCUGAUGGCACUUCAAACCAUGACGGAAGCCUCACCGUUGUAGGAAUCGUUGUCCAGAGCAAUCAAGAGCAAUCCGGCAAUGUCGAGGUGCCUCCUGACAGUGCCCAAGGCGAACAAAAGGAUGUCACCAAAAGUUCUUCUGAGGGCGCCUGA
This is a messenger RNA of Laetiporus sulphureus 93-53, 792 nucleotides long. RefSeq lists its product as uncharacterized. Lineage: Eukaryota; Fungi; Basidiomycota; Agaricomycetes; Polyporales; Laetiporaceae. The record is from RefSeq and is a predicted model, not a curated record. The transcript has 7 exons. The coding region runs from base 1 to 792 and encodes 263 amino acids.